CUGCAGCUAACGCUCCGCUAGCCUCUCAGCUAACGUUAGCCUAACGUUAGCAUGUGGAUCCAACCAGAGCACUGAACUCCGGCUGGCAUAUAUAUUAGAAGGCUAAUUAAAGAAUCGGAAGCAGGUGUGCAGGUGGUUGUGGAACUGGUGAGAACACAUUAAAGGCUACUGCUUGUCGGAUGGAGAAUAACAGGAUCUAGAAAGAUGGGGGGGAUAUUUGAGUCCAUUGAAAGUGGCCCAUCAGGUGCCGAAGAACUAGCCUUUAAAUUUGCUUUAAACACAAUCAACAGGAACAGAACCCUACUGCCAAACACCACACUCACCUACGACAUCCAAAGGAUAAACAUCUAUGACAGCUUCGAAGCCUCCAGAAAAGCCUGUGACCAGCUUUCUCUGGGGGUGGCGGCCAUCUUUGGUCCCUCUCACAGUUCCUCUGCCAAUGCGGUCCAGUCCAUUUGCAACGCCUUGGGGGUGCCCCACAUCCAGACCAAGUGGAAGCACCAGGUAUCAGACAACAGAGAUGUCUUCUACGUCAGCCUCUAUCCAGACUUCUCCUCCCUCAGCCGGGCCAUCCUGGACCUGGUCCACUUCUUCAAGUGGAAGACGGUCACUGUGGUUUACGACGACAGCACUGGUCUGAUUCGGUUGCAAGAACUUAUAAAGGCACCGUCGCGGUACAAUAUCCGGUUAAAGAUCCGCCAGCUGCCUGCGGAGACUAAGGAUGCCAAACCGCUGUUAAAAGAGAUGAAGAGGGGAAAGGAGUUCCACAUCAUCUUCGACUGUGGCCACGAAAUGGCUGCUGGGAUCCUGAAGCAGGCUCUCGCCAUGGGGAUGAUGACAGAGUAUUAUCACUAUAUCUUCACCACACUGGAUCUGUUCGCCCUGGACGUGGAGCCUUACCGAUACAGUGGUGUGAACAUGACAGGCUUUAGGAUCCUCAACACUGAAAACAGCCAAGUGGCCUCCAUCAUAGAGAAAUGGUCCAUGGAGCGACUGCAGGCUCCACCCAAACCUGACUCUGGUCUACUGGACGGCUUCAUGACCACGGACGCCGCACUGAUGUACGAUGCCGUGCACGUGGUGGCCGUGGCUGUGCAGCAGUCUCAGCAGAUCACUGUCAGCUCAUUACAGUGCAACCGACACAAGCCCUGGCGCUUCGGGAACCGCUUCAUGGCCCUCAUCAAAGAGGCCCACUGGGAUGGCCUGACUGGGAGAAUCACUUUCAACCGGACCAAUGGCUUGAGGACAGACUUCGACCUGGAUGUCAUCAGUCUGAAGGAGGAGGGGCUAGAGAAGAUAGGCACCUGGGACCCUCCAAGUGGCCUGAACAUGACGGACAACCAGAAGGGGAAGACGACUAAUGUCUCUGAUUCCUUAUCCAACCGAUCGCUGAUUGUCUCCACCAUACUGGAGGAGCCAUAUGUGAUGUUCAAGAAGUCUGACAAGCCGCUGUAUGGGAACGACCGCUUUGAGGGCUACUGCAUAGACCUGCUGAGAGAGCUCGCCAACAUCCUGGGCUUCACCUAUGAGAUCCGCCUGGUGGAAGAUGGGAAAUACGGUGCCCAGGAUGAGAACACGGGCCAGUGGAAUGGCAUGGUCAAGGAGCUAAUGGACCACAGAGCUGAUCUGGCAGUGGCUCCCCUCGCCAUCACAUACGUGCGUGAAAAGGUUAUCGACUUCUCCAAGCCCUUCAUGACGCUGGGUAUAAGUAUACUGUACCGCAAGCCCAACGGGACCAACCCUGGGGUCUUCUCCUUCCUCAACCCUCUCUCGCCUGAUAUCUGGAUGUAUAUUCUGCUGGCUUACUUGGGUGUCAGUUGUGUGCUGUUUGUCAUAGCCAGGUUUAGUCCCUACGAGUGGUAUAACCCCCACCCUUGCAACCCUGACUCGGAUGUAGUGGAAAACAAUUUCACCCUGCUAAAUAGUUUCUGGUUCGGAGUUGGAGCUCUCAUGCAGCAAGGAUCUGAGCUCAUGCCAAAAGCCCUCUCCACCAGAAUUGUAGGAGGAAUCUGGUGGUUUUUCACGCUCAUCAUCAUCUCCUCCUACACGGCAAACCUGGCGGCCUUCCUCACUGUGGAGAGGAUGGAGUCGCCCAUCGACUCUGCUGACGACCUGGCCAAGCAGACGAAGAUAGAGUACGGAGUGGUAGAGGAUGGCUCCACCAUGAACUUCUUUAAGAAAACCAAGAUCUCUACGUAUGAUAAGAUGUGGGAGUUCAUGAGCAGUCGGAGGCACUCUGUGAUGGUGAAGAACAAUGAGGAGGGCAUUCACCGUGUGCUCACCUCAGACUACGCUUUCCUCAUGGAGUCCACCACCAUCGAGUUCGUCACGCAGCGCAACUGCAACCUCACCCAGAUCGGAGGCCUCAUUGACUCCAAAGCCUACGGGGUUGGCACCCCAAUGGGCUCUCCGUACAGAGAUAAGAUCACUAUUGCCAUACUGCAGCUUCAGGAGGAAGGGAAGCUGCACAUGAUGAAGGAGAAGUGGUGGAGAGGAAACGGCUGUCCGGAGGAGGAGAGUAAAGAGGCAAGCGCCCUUGGGGUGCAGAACAUCGGCGGGAUCUUCAUCGUCCUGGCUGCCGGACUCGUCCUCUCCGUUUUCGUGGCUGUGGGAGAGUUCCUCUACAAGUCCAAACAGAACGCACAACUUGAAAAGGCCCAAUGGCGACAACGAGAUAAGAAACGUGAGGAAUUCUGCUGUCACCAUGGAUCCAAGCUAGACUUUAACCACCAUCUCAAAUGACCUCAAGAAACACUCCAGAAACUUUUUUUCUAUUGUAAUCUAACAUGAUCUAAAACUGCCCAAAAAAAAUUAUUGAACUGUUUGUUUCUGACACUCCUGGGGGAAAUGGGUUCACUAAGAGCAGUUAAAUAAAAUGUUUGGGAGUGUUGGAAGUAAUACACAGUUGGAUCACAGGCACAUGUAUUGCAAAGGUUUGCUCUACUGCAUGACCCACGUCUUCAACAGUCACAUUCACUAACACAUACCUCCCCCCCUCCCCCCUCUUUCUGCUGUCCAUUUCCACUCUGCAAACUGCCAUCCUCCUUAUACUGCAACUAUUCUCACUCUUCAUAUCUGUGUAAAUAGCCUGUUUAGAUCAGUGCAAUAAUACAACACAGAUCUGUGUUGUUAGACUGGAACAUCCCAGCAAACAUUCUGACACUGAAUAGUUGCUGAUAAAACGCUCUGCACCUUCAGAGACAUACACAACACAUUAAUGAAAUAGUGAGAUUUUGCCAUAAAUGUAUGGACCUGGGGUAACUGUUAAGUGUCGACUCUGCAUAUUAUAACUUAUUGUGCUCAAGGUACAUCAGCUGUAAUAAAUGCUUCACUUUA
Messenger RNA from Thunnus maccoyii (southern bluefin tuna), 3336 nucleotides. RefSeq names its product glutamate receptor, ionotropic, kainate 2 (gene grik2). The coding region runs from base 205 to 2742 and encodes 845 amino acids. The record is from RefSeq and is a predicted model, not a curated record. Gene Ontology annotation, molecular function: transmitter-gated monoatomic ion channel activity involved in regulation of postsynaptic membrane potential; kainate selective glutamate receptor activity. Gene Ontology annotation, cellular component: postsynaptic membrane; kainate selective glutamate receptor complex; plasma membrane. Lineage: Eukaryota; Metazoa; Chordata; Actinopteri; Scombriformes; Scombridae. The transcript has 16 exons. Gene Ontology annotation, biological process: synaptic transmission, glutamatergic; monoatomic ion transport; modulation of chemical synaptic transmission.